GUUGUGGUGGAGCCAACAUGGCGGCUCCUCUGGAGGUGAUAGUGAGCAGUGACUCCGGCUCGCAGCUGUGGAACAGCACAGUGUUUGACCUGCACAGCGGCUCCAGCCUGCUGUCUUACCGGGGAGGGAACAGCUCGGCCCGGACACUGACCGUCCUCAGCGGGCAGUACCUGCUCUCCGCCCAGGUGGGCAAGAACUUCAUCAACGUGUGGGAGAUCCAGAGGAAGGAUCAGCUGCAGCAGAAGAUCGUGUGUCCAGGUGUCGUCACCUGUCUGACCGCCUCACCUAACGGACUCUUCCUCACUGCGGCCGUCGCUGAGGCCAUUUAUCUGUGGGAGGUGUCGACAGGUAAGCUGCUGUCUGUCCUCAGUCGUCACUAUCAGGAUGUCACCUGUCUGAAGUUCACCGACGAUAGCAGCCAUUUUGUUUCUGGAGGAAAAGACAACCUGGCUCUGGUGUGGAGUCUGUCCAGUGUGGUCCAGCUGGAUUUAAGCCACACCCCUGAGCCGCGUCACAUCCUUUCUCGUCACUCUCUACCAAUCACAGACCUGCACUGUGGCCUGAUGGGAGCUCAGGCCAGAGUCGCCACCGCCUCCUUAGACCAAACUGUCAAGGUGUGGGAAUUGUCCUCAGGUGAGCUGCUCCUGUCCGUCCUGUUUGAUGUGGAGAUCAUGUCUGUGACCUUUGACCCCUGUGAGUACUUCCUGUUCUGUGGAGGCAGUGACGGGAACAUUUUUCAGGUGUCUCUGUGCAGCCAGAUUCUCAGUCGAGACAAAUCCUUCCAGUCCGACAAUGACGGGAACCAGGUCUUCAAAGGACACAGGAACCUGGUGACAUGUCUCUCGGUGUCGAUGGACGGGACUCUCCUCCUCUCUGGGUCACAUGAUGAGACGGUUCGACUCUGGGACGUCCAAAGCAAACAGAGCAUCCGCUGCCUUGCCCACAAAGGUCCGGUGACGAACGCCGUCAUCAUGGCGGCUCCUGCUAACAUGUUCCUGCCCGACACUCGGCCUGCCAUCCCUCUGCCACGCUUCAGCCGACACCUGCACGCCUCCGAGGGUGACGGUGGAGAGUCAGGAGAGGUGUGCGUCCGACUUGGACUCUACACACAGGAGGAGGAGGAGACGUACCUGCAGAAAGCUGAUAGGCUGAACUCGUUGAUGAAUGCUGUGACUGACAAGUCGGUGUUUGGUGACGGCGAGAACACAAAAGUUCGUGUCGCAGAGCUCGAAGAAGAAGUUCAGACUCUGAAGAAAGUCAACAAAGAUCUGUACGACUUCUCCAGCCAGCUGCUCACCAAACCCACAUAAACACAUAUGUACACAGGUACACACAUAGGCAUACAUACACAAGUCCACACUGUACACAUAUAAACACACAGUCUCUCACACACUCUGUGAUGAUUAAGAAAAUAAAACUGUUUGGUUUUUGUAGAACUUCCUGUCAGCUGUGUUUGUUGCUGCUGCCUGGCUCAGAGGGUUUGAACCUGUGACUCUCUGUUUCACAUAUACCCACAUAACUGUAGCUACCAGCAACUUUUAAGGUGGAAUGUUUUCUUGCAUGUUACUCAAUGCAGGAGUUGAAUCAAUCAACACACCUUAAAUGUCAGUAUGACAACUUUGACCAUUCCAUUUGUUUUUAUUGGCUCUCUUGCAUGACAUACGCUUUAGUGAUGAUUAGAUCUUCAAGUGCAAGAAUUUCAACCAGAUUAUGCGAACUGCGGAUAUUAUUUCAUCACUUGGAGAAUUGACUAUCCCCAAACUGGCCAUAACUACCACAAACUACUGUUAACUACCCAUAUCUACCCACAAGCACAGUCAGCUAACCUUCACUAACCGCAGCAAACCUUGACGAACCACAGAUACCAUUAACUAAACUUAACUACCUGUAACUCACCCCAAACUGCCCAAAACUACUGCUAACUAGUACACCCAACUACCCUUAACUGCCCUCAUCUACCCUCAACUAGCCCCCACCUACCCUCACUAACUUUAACUAACCCCCAACUACUCUAAAGUAACUCUUGAGUACCCUUAACUAACCCCAAUUACCCUUAACUAAUCUUAACUAAGUCCACCUUCUCCCUAACCCUAUCUACCAGUCAUUAGCUUCUAACUUAUCUUAAGUUUCCUAAACUCCCCUUUACUAACUACUCUUUACUCUUUAACUAACCCUAACUAUCCUUAACCUUCCUCUGGCUAUAACUACUCCUAACUACCCCUCACUAACUAAUCCGCACUAAACUAUAACCAGCUCAAACUGGUUCUGAACAGGUUUUUCUGUUGUUUGAUAAACUUUGUUUCUAAAACGUUAACUGGAAAAGUAAUCAGUAGGGCUGUACCUAAUUUCUUUACACUCGAAGCCUCUUGAGGUUUUCGAAUGAGGCUUCAAAUGUCUGUCGUCAUGUUUUAUGAUGUCGUCACCCUAAAAAAACAAAACAAUCCUUGAACAAAAUCCUCAAUUUGAAUAAAGUGAUUCAUCAGGUGCUGCCUCAGUUUGUGUGCGGCAAUCAAAUAUGGAUUGAAGCAGAAUAUUUCAUUAGAUAAAAACAUGUUGGGAAUUUUGGAAAUUAUUACAUCUAUCUUUUUUCAAUAAAUUUUGACUUUUGGACUUUACAACGCUCUGGAGUUAUUGGAAAUGUUUGGAUCAUACAAGUCGGAAACAAUCCUGCGCAGCCCUAGUAAUCAGAUUACUUUUUGGGAUUACUGAUCUGUUAGAUUACCAAAAGUCCAUGGGUCCGUCCCAACACCUACACCAGUACUGCAGUAUUUGCAAUAGGAGGUGUAUUUGUAGAAUCUACUGAACAUAAAAGAGACGUGAUUUUAUUUUGAAGGUUUCUGUCUGAUAAAGUUUUUAAGGUUUGAACAUUUUCCUCAGAAUUAUUGAUAAAAGAAUAUUUAAUAUUAAUGUUGACAUUGUCCGAUAUGUGAUAUUAAUCUCCUUAAGAAGAACUGAUUGUUAAUAUUAAGUGAUAAAGCCAUCUGUGGAGCUUCUGUUAUAACUGUUCAGUGUUUGAACAUUAAUAAUAAUAAUAUUCAGUCUGGAUCCAACAUGUUAUAAACUUUAACAUCUGAUUGUCGGUUAUAAAAGUUUAUAGCCAAUAAACAGCAGGUGUGGAGCAACAGUGCA
Messenger RNA from Siniperca chuatsi (mandarin fish), 3129 nucleotides. RefSeq names its product WD repeat domain 18 (gene wdr18). Gene Ontology annotation, cellular component: nuclear pre-replicative complex. Gene Ontology annotation, biological process: DNA-templated DNA replication; rRNA processing. Gene Ontology annotation, molecular function: protein binding. The coding region runs from base 18 to 1310 and encodes 430 amino acids. The record is from RefSeq and is a predicted model, not a curated record. Lineage: Eukaryota; Metazoa; Chordata; Actinopteri; Centrarchiformes; Sinipercidae. The transcript is spliced from 10 exons.